Cucurbita moschata (crookneck pumpkin) is the source of this 1025-nucleotide messenger RNA. RefSeq names its product dirigent protein 17-like. The transcript is spliced from 4 exons. Bases 307 to 828 code for a protein of 173 amino acids. The record is from RefSeq and is a predicted model, not a curated record. Lineage: Eukaryota; Viridiplantae; Streptophyta; Magnoliopsida; Cucurbitales; Cucurbitaceae.
ACAUCUGUUCCCCUCUCAUGGAUUCCCUUCAUCUUCGUCUUCGUCGCCGCCGGUGCCGCUCCGGGGACCGACGCGGCCAACUUAUCUAUAUGAAAGACUGCAUGAGUUUUCACUCUCACCCUAAAUGAAUGAAUUGACGGAGAGGAACAAAGCAGCAAGAGGAAGUAGCUCGACUCGAAGAGGAGCAGGAAAGACGGUGACGAGGAGAGGAGUUCGAGCAACUGAUAAUCGUCAUUGAACCAAUAGUUUUCACAGGUGUGUUUCUGACGGUGCGUUUGCUGCGAGCUCGAAAUAAAGGUUGUUUAAAUGGAGAUCCCGAAAAAUGAACAGGAUACUGAACCAUCAUUUUCCAAUGUUUAUGAACUACCAGGAGAGCCUGCUAUUGUAAUUAAUGGGGUGCCUGAUAUACCUGCUUGUGACACUGCCCUUUCUCUUUGUAAUUCUCUGAAAGAUGAAAAUUUACUUGGAGGAAGUACAGGUUUUGGUGAGUGGCUAGAAGGAAGGGUUGUAAACAAGAUGUUCGGUGAUAGGUAUUACUACGGUGUCAUAAUCGAGUUCGACAACGAUACAGGAUGGUACCGAGUGGAGUACGAAGAUGGAGAUUUUGAAGAUCUCGAUUGGCAUGGUGUAGAGCGGGUGCUUUUGCCCAUGGACAUAACAGUUCCAUUGAGAACAUUAGCACGGAAGACUCUGAAGAGAAGCAGGAAGGCUGAGAAGAACAGGAAGAACAAGAGUGGAAACAGUAGGGGCGAUCCCAAAGAAAUGGAGAGGAGUAGGAAGAAGAGUGAGGACAGUAAAUUUGUGUUGCCAACAGAGCCUGCAGCCUGAGGGAAAUUCUAGGUUCUUUGUUUUUCCCUUUCUUUUUGAAUGGGAGUAUGAAGGAAUUUGGUCCUAUAUUGGUUCAUCUUCGUUCAACGCAGGACAUAUUUGACCCCAAUGUUACCAAUGUUACAUACAGUAGCUCUAGCUAAGGCUGCCAGCGGUCUAAAUAAGACGCAGCAGUGCAGGACUCUCAAUUGAGAUAA